AAUGUAAAAGACAAGCUUGAAACACCAAAAGUUGAUGACACUCUGAAAGGCCAAUUCUUUUGAAUUUUGAUCUAAAUAAAAAGAUCCAGGAGACAGCCUACAAAUGUCCCCUCAAGCAGUGCCAACUUCUACCAUCUAAACUAGGUUAAUCUACAUCAAUAAUGGAUAAUAAACAGUUAUCAUCCAUGAGAGAGCACCUUCUUCAAUUCAGCUUCCUAAUCAUAGCCUCUCUUCUUGUUCGUGCCACAUCGGAGAUCCCAAAGGCAUAUAUCGUCUACAUGGGGAGCACUGGAACUGAAAGAUCUGCAAAUCCAAGAGAAAUGAAAGCAGCACAGCUACGAUUGCUAUCAUCCAUCAUUCCAAGUGAGGAUGAAGAAAGGAUAAACCUGAUUCAAAGUUACAGCCAUGCAAUCAAUGGAUUCUCAGCAAUGCUUACAAAACAGGAAGCCAAUAUUUUGUCAAGUCGUGAUGAAGUGGUAGCUGUGUUCCGUGAUCGAAAUCUUCAACUGCAUACAACACGUUCUUGGGAUUUUCUCGAGGCCGAAUCUGGACUGGGAUCAGAAAGAGCGCACCGUAGAGCAACCAAUGAUGUAAUAAUUGGAAUUAUAGAUACAGGAAUCUGGCCGGAGUCACCUAGUUUUGAUGAUGAAGGAAUGACUUCAAUUCCAUCUAGGUGGAAAGGAACUUGUAUCGAAGGGUUCGACUUCAAAAGGUCAAAUUGUAACAGAAAGUUGAUUGGAGCAAGAUAUUACAGUGGUCAGCUUGACUCGAUUCCUUUUUCAUCAAGAAGCGGAAACCAUACGCAUAGCAUCGCCUUUACCGGAUCUCCGAGAGACACAGUAGGUCAUGGUACACACACUGCCUCCACCGCGGCUGGCUCCACAGUCGCCAAUGCUAGCUACUAUGGGUUAGCGAGAGGAAUGGCGAAAGGUGGCACCCCAAUGAGUCGACUCGCCGUGUACAAGACUUGCUCGCUUGGAGGUUGUGCCAGCUCGUCUGUACUAAAGGCCAUUGAUGAUGCCAUUAGUGAUGGAGUCGACAUAAUCUCGAUAUCCCUCGGGAUGAGCUCGGUGUUCCAGUCAGACUUUCUCAGUGAUCCCAUAGCCAUUGGAGCCUUCCAUGCCAACCAGAAAGGAAUAAUGGUGGUUUGUUCUGGCGGCAAUGAUGGACCGGACCCCUUCACUGUGGUGAAUACAGCUCCAUGGAUAUUAACUGUUGCAGCUUCUAGCAUUGAUAGGAGUUUUCAGUCCACCAUUGUUCUAGGCAAUGCAGAAGUUUUAGAGGGAGUUGCCAUAAAUUUUUCAAACCACACUCGAUCAGAAUCAUACCCUCUCAUCUUCGGCGGCGAUGCUGCGGGAGAGUUUACUCCGGUAUCAGAAGCAAGUAACUGCUACCCUGGUUCACUGGACAUGAAAAAAACAGCAGGGAAGAUAAUUAUAUGUGUAGAUAGUGAUCCAUCAUUAACAAGACGAGUGAAAAAAUUGGUUGCUGAAGAUGCUGGAGCUAAAGGACUAAUCCUUAUUGAUGAGGACGAGAAAGGGAUCCCUUUCGACUCCGGCAGCUUUGCCUUCUCAGAAAUUGGUAAUAAGGCCGGAGCUCAGAUCCUCCGGUACAUGAAGUCUAGCAAGUUUCCUGCUGCCAUCAUUCUUCCUACGAUCAAUGUGGACCAGAUUACACCAGCACCUGUUGUUGCCUACUUCUCCUCCCGAGGGCCAGGAGGGCUAACCGAGUCAAUUUUGAAGCCAGAUGUAAUGGCUCCGGGAGUUAGCAUUUUGGCAGCCUCCAUACCAAUAGAAAACAGGGAAACCACACCGCAGGGAAAGAAACCUUCGAGUUUUGCAAUAAAAUCAGGUACUUCCAUGGCCUGCCCGCAUGUUGCAGGUGCAGCAGCUUUUGUUAGGUCUGUGCAUCCAAGGUGGAGCCCCUCUAUGAUUAGAUCAGCUCUCAUGACCACAGCAAAGACGACAAAUAAUCUCGGAAGGACUUUAACAACUAGCUCAGGAGCAAAUGCCACCUAUCAUGAUAUGGGGGCAGGAGAAAUUAGCCCGUUGAGCGCUUUAAGCCCAGGGCUUGUUUUUGAGACGGGAACAAACGAUUAUUUGUAUUUCCUCUGUUACUACGGAUACAAAAACGAGGUCAUCAGAUCAAUUUUUGGCAUUAAGAAGUUUGAUUGUCCACCAAACCCAUCGACUGACCUCAUCUCAGAGCUCAAUUAUCCAUCCAUCUCUGUAGCGAUGCUCAACAGAAGAUAUGGUGGGGUGAGGACUGUGCAUAGGAGUGUGAUCAAUGUUGGACCGGCAAACAGCACAUAUGUGGUGCAGCUGGAAGCCCUCAAUGGACUUGAGGUGAAGGUCUGGCCUGAGAGGCUCUUCUUUGAGAGGAGAGGGAUGAAAGCUUCAUACCAAGUUACUUUUGAUGCAAAAAACGCAGGCAAGGGAUAUUGUUUUGGUUCAUUGACUUGGUCGGAUGGCGCUCACUUGGUUCGAACCGUUUUUGCCGUUAAUGUAGUUUGAUUUUGAUCUGCAAGGUUUCUACCUAUCUAAUAACAAAAACAGUAUAACAUGAAGUCAUAAAAUUUGUUGUUUGGUUGUCGUUUGUAGUUUUUUUCCUAUUUCCUUUUACCUCAAAUGCUUUCAGCAACAAUUUUUUGCAAAUAUGUGAUCUUGUAAUG
Molecule: messenger RNA, 2671 nt
Organism: Phalaenopsis equestris
Lineage: Eukaryota; Viridiplantae; Streptophyta; Magnoliopsida; Asparagales; Orchidaceae
Product: CO(2)-response secreted protease-like
Exons: 11
Coding region: 162-2513 (783 amino acids)
Biological process (GO): proteolysis
Molecular function (GO): serine-type endopeptidase activity
Source: RefSeq, a predicted model, not a curated record